Molecule: messenger RNA, 627 nt
Organism: Phasianus colchicus (ring-necked pheasant)
Lineage: Eukaryota; Metazoa; Chordata; Aves; Galliformes; Phasianidae
Source: RefSeq, a predicted model, not a curated record
GAGGUUUGAAACUGGAUGAGCAUCGUGGUCCUUUUCAACCCAGGCCAUUCUGUGAUUCUAUGAUUCUGUGACGCAUCGAUCCCACCAGUCCUGCUGUUGACAGUCCCUAUUCCCUCGUGCUUUCUGCAGAGGCAGUGUAUUGAAAUGGUGCCUGAUAUUGAGCAACUGGACCUGAGGAGGCUGCCAGCACACCUGGAUGUAUGCGGGAAGUUCUGGUACUCGUUCCACAGCUGUGCGUCCGGCCACAAACAGCACAAUCUUGGAUGGAUUCCCACGCCUCCCUAGCAUCCUCUGCUCGGCAGGGGAACGCUCUAUAAAUACUGGCAGCCACAGCUUCACUCCAUACCACCUCUUCCCAUUGAGACCUCUGCAGCUCCUCUCUCUCCAGCCUCGCUCAGACUCCAGCUCACCUCCAGCCAUGAGGUUCCUCUACCUCGUCUUCUCCGUCUUCCUGCUGGUCUCCCUGGCCACCCCAGGCUAUGGGCAGGUCCUGAAGUACUGCCCGAAGACCGGCUACUGCUCCAGCAAGUGCUCCAAGGGAGAGGUCUGGGCCCGCUCCUCCGACUGCAAGGUGCACUGCUGCCUGCCUCUCAGCUUUAAGUGGAAAUAAGGGCUGAGGAGGAGCCC